This is a messenger RNA of Arvicola amphibius (Eurasian water vole), 3969 nucleotides long. It is a transcript of the gene Uspl1, whose product is annotated as ubiquitin specific peptidase like 1. The coding region runs from base 297 to 3440 and encodes 1047 amino acids. The transcript has 9 exons. Lineage: Eukaryota; Metazoa; Chordata; Mammalia; Rodentia; Cricetidae. Gene Ontology annotation, biological process: protein desumoylation; Cajal body organization. Gene Ontology annotation, cellular component: Cajal body. Gene Ontology annotation, molecular function: SUMO binding. The record is from RefSeq and is a predicted model, not a curated record.
GCCCGUGGGCUUUCAAGCCGGGCGCGCUCUUCAGGAAGGUGUUACGGGGGGGGACUCUUUGGCUGCGGACUCCCGAGCGGAAGUUGCUUUCCUAGCGGAGACGGCGGUGGGGGAGGAGCCAUCCGAGGGGAACGUGGGUUGAACGUUACGGGUUGAUGGUGUGGAGCUCAAGCUGGAACAGGAGUUCGGACCGAUUCUACACGAAGAAGGGGUGUGCAACGGGCCGGAUUCAUUGAAAAAUCAUUAGUGCUAUUGGCAUGUUCCAAGUGGCAUAAAUUAGCCAAUGACUCGGAUUGAUGGAUUCUCUGAAGAUUGGAAAUGGUUUGCCACGGGUUGGACCAGGGACUGAUAUAGGGAUAUCUUCACUCCCCACGCUGGGGUACUUGGGAAAAAAUUAUGGUUCAGCUAAAGUUACAACAGAUGGGUAUUGCCCUGCUUGUAGAGCAAAAGGAAAGCUAAACACCUUAAAAACUUACCAGAUUAACUUCCAAGAAUCUGUGUUUCUGUGUGAGGAUCUUCAGUGCAUUUAUCCUUUGGGGUCUGAAUCACUUACUAAUUUAAUUUCUCCUGAUUUGGAAGACUGUCACACUCAAAAUAAGCCUCAAAAAAGAAAGAGAUUGGAAACCACCUGUAAGAAUUCACCUCUUCCAGUGCAUUCUAAGAAGACUAGAAGUCACGUUGUCACUGGUGGUGAACAGAGUUUGAAUGGUAAAUACAAUGGAAAGGUGUGUGGUGACACCACAUCAAACUCAACAGAAAACACUGGUCACCAGAAUCCUGCCAGGACUGUUGCUUCCUUGGAGCAGAAUGAGACUUUGGAAGCUGCUAAUAUGGACGUGGUUCCUACAGAAGACCCUGCCACAGUUCGUGCCUCUGGAAUGCUCCUCCAGAGUGAAGGCUCUGCCCUGGAAACGCCGUCUGUGAGCAGAUGUUUAUCACUUUGCCGGACUCUGUGUGUCCAGUGGAAAAACUCUGAGGCGCUCUGCUGGCUAGACUGUAUCCUUUCAGCCCUGGUGCACCUGGAGACGCUGAGGAACGCUGUGGCGGAGGUGUGCUCCAGAGAGGAGUGUGUAUUUGGGAGGCUGUUUGGAAAAUACCACCAAGCAGAUAAACUUUGGUACACACAUCACCUGCAUGGUGUCACAGGUGAAGAUUCUAAAAAACUGACAUCAGAAAUACUUGCAGAGAUAGAGCGCUGUCUGAAUGAAGUUAGAGAUGAAAUUUUCAUUAAACUUCAGCCUAAGCUUAGAUGCACAUUAGGUGAGAUGGAAAGUCCUGUGUUUGCAUUUCCCGCACUGUUGAAACUAGAACCCCAUGCUGAAAAGCUCUUUACAUACUCCUUUUCUUGGAAUUUUGAAUGUUCCCGUUGUGGGCACCAGUAUCAAAACAGGUGUUUGAAGAAUCUGGUCACCUUUACAAAUGUUGUUCCUGAGUGGCAUCCACUCAAUGCCGCCCAUUUUGGUCCAUGUAACAGUUGCAACAGUAAAUCACAGAUAAGAAAAAUGGUGUUGGAAAGAGCAUCGCCCAUAAUCAUGCUGCACUUUGUGGAAGGCUUACCUCGGAAGGAUUUGCAGCACUAUGCAUUUCAUUUUGAAGGCAGUCUUUACCAAGUCACCUCUAUAAUACAGUACCAAGCAAAUAACCAUUUUAUAACAUGGAUUUUAGAUGCUGAUGGGAGCUGGCUGGAGUGUGAUGACUUAAAGGGCCCAUGGGCUAAAAGGCAUGUGACAUGUGAAGUGCCAGCAUCAGAGAUCCAUAUUGUUGUUUGGGAAAGAAAGUUGCAGGUACCAACUGAAGAAGCCACCUGCUUUCCGUGUACAAAGCCAUGUGCGCAGCCUGCGUCAGGUGAGGAGCAGCCAGCUUCGCCAGCACUGUAUUCUGUGGGUGGGCCUGCCACCUCAGAACCCUCAGCCGCCCACCCUGCACAUAUGCCAGUCACUCCUCAGACUCUGCCAGAAGUACAAGCCGUAGCUCACGGAGUUAGUGCACUUUCAGGAACAGAGGGCUUCGUCGAAACGGCCCCUGUUUCUCAGAUGGACUCCAAAGAUGGCCUGUUGGCAGACAAACCUGUGGCAGGAAGUGCAGUGCUUGUCAGAGCACCUGCUGUGCAAGCCCAGGGCUCACUGAUGACCUCAUCGUCUAACCCAUGGGAAGGAAAGCUAGUUGUCCCACCAGGGGUGAACACAGACCCGCAGGCAGUGCCGUCACAGGAAGGAGACACUGUAGUUCCUAAACCUGUGACUGACGCCCCUGUUCCUGUUCCUCCUGUUCAGGAAGUGAAGUCCAUGGUAGCUGAGGACACUCAGAUACAGUUGCUGCCACUUACAACUGAGAAGCUAAAACCUGCACAACCUGGUAAAUCUCAGACAAAUUUAAGAAAAAGAGAAACCACAGCGUCUUCUAAAAUGGUAACAGCCAGUUCCCCACAGAAUCAGCCUCGGAAAGAUGAUCAGAAGAAAGCUUUUGUGGGAAGCUGGGUGAAAGGGCUGCUGAGCAGGGGUGGUGCAUUUAUGCCACCCUGUGUGCUGGCUCAGAACAGAGCGGUAACUGACCUGCAGCCCUCUGUUAAAGGAGCCAGUCAUUUUGAUGGCUUUAAGACAAAAAAUACAAACCGGAAGGCUAACAGGAUGUCCAGGAAGGCUUCUCAGCGUGAGGACGAGCUGUCCCCGGGCCGCAGCUCGCCACCUUCAGGCAGCACCGCUGCUCUGCCCCAUGCCCAUGCUGGCGGGGAGGCCUCGGCCGCCCUGUUGACGGGGCAGGAACGCUCACAUGACAAUAAAAGUACCGCCUCCCCAGCAGUCCCUGGAGAUGCUGCUGAAGAUGGGGUUCAUAAGCUUCGGCUCAAACUUCUUAAAAAGUUAAAGGCAAAGAAGAAGAAACUGGCUGCUCUCAUGUCUUCCCCGAACCAUGGGACAUCUGUAAGUGACCAGUCAGAUUCUGUGUCCCAUUGUGGGUCUCCAAACGACAGUGAGUCCAUAGAAGAUCUGUUAAGUGAGCUACAGCAUCAAAUUGACCUUGCAGACAGCAAAUCCGGGUGCACCCCUGCUCCUGAAGGUACCUCUUAUAACAGCCAGAGUCAUGAAGAGAUUUUAGCAGAAUUGCUUUCGCCUGCAGCCUUGUCAGAGCCCUCAGCAAGUGUGGAGCCUGAGUUGAGGUACUUGGAGAUGGGGGACAGCACACCAGCACCUAGUGAGUUCAGUGUUGUUCCCCAGAACAUGUCUCUGAGUCAGGACCAUAACUACUGCAGCCCCAAGAAAAACCAGUCUGAAGUCGAGCAGUGUUCACUCACAGACAGUACCUCUAUAAGAACCUUGAACUUGGGAAGCCCCAUGAAGACUGAUAUUUUUGAUGAAUUUUUUCCUGCUUCAACAUUGAAUUCUUUAACAAAUGACACAUUAGAUAUACCUCAUUUUGAUGAAUAUCUGUUUGAGAAUUGCUGAGUGUUAAUGUUUUAGUUUAACACUGAUCACUGCUGCAAGACGAUGUGACUUGUGGGUAGUGCUAGCUGAAAUGCAUGACCUUGUGUUCUAGCCACGGGGAAGGCUGUAAGCUACUGGGUCUCCCUUUGGUUCUGCUUGUGAAGCAUGGGACCUACUGCAAAUUAAAGUCCUCAGCCUUUUUUUUUAUAUCAGUUUUAUGAUUAUAGAGUGACUACAUUAAAUUUCAAGAUUUUAAGAUUGAUGUUGGGGUCUGGGGAGACACUCUGGAGACAUGACACCCUUGGGUCAGUUCCCAGAACCACUGUAAAAGGCCAGAUGUGGCAGUGCACACCUGGAGUCGCAGGUCUGAGGAUCUCAGGAGCUUGCUGGGCAGCCAGUUGAGCCAAAUUGGUGCGCUCCAGUUGCAAUGGAAGCCCCAUCCCAAGGAAUGCGGUGGAGUGGACUGAGGAGGACACCUGACAUUGACCUCUGACCUCUAAACCAUGCACAUGUAUCCACACACAGAAAUAAAAUACCUUUUGAAAACAUG